AUGAACUUCGCCGUGGGUUUCAAGCCGCUGCUCGGGGAUGCGCACAGCAUGGACAACCUGGAGAAGCAGCUCAUCUGCCCCAUCUGCCUGGAGAUGUUCUCCAAGCCCGUGGUGAUCCUGCCCUGCCAGCACAACCUGUGCCGCAAGUGCGCAAACGACGUCUUCCAGGCCUCGAACCCUCUGUGGCAAUCCCGGGGCUCCACGGCUGUGUCAUCAGGAGGCCGUUUCCGCUGCCCAUCUUGCAGGCAUGAGGUUGUCCUGGAUCGACAUGGAGUCUAUGGCCUGCAGCGAAACCUGCUAGUGGAGAACAUUAUUGAUAUUUACAAGCAGGAAUCCUCCAGGCCACUGCACUCCAAAGCGGAGCAGCAUCUCAUGUGUGAGGAACAUGAGGAUGAAAAGAUCAACAUCUACUGCCUGAGCUGUGAAGUGCCCACCUGCUCUCUCUGCAAGGUCUUUGGGGCCCACAAGGACUGUGAAGUGGCACCACUGCCCACCAUUUACAAACGCCAGAAGAGCGAGCUCAGCGAUGGCAUCGCGAUGCUGGUGGCGGGCAAUGACCGGGUGCAAGCAGUGAUCACGCAGAUGGAGGAGGUGUGCCAGACCAUCGAGGACAACAGCCGCAGGCAGAAGCAGUUGUUAAACCAGAGGUUCGAGACCCUGUGCGCCGUGCUGGAGGAGCGCAAGGGCGAGCUGCUGCAGGCGCUGGCCCGGGAGCAGGAGGAGAAGCUGCAGCGUGUCCGCGGCCUCAUCCGCCAGUAUGGAGACCACCUGGAGGCCUCCUCCAAGCUGGUGGAGUCGGCCAUCCAGUCCAUGGAGGAGCCCCAAAUGGCGCUCUACCUCCAGCAGGCCAAGGAACUGAUCAAUAAGGUCGGGGCCAUGUCGAAGGUGGAGCUGGCGGGGCGGCCCGAGCCGGGCUACGAGAGCAUGGAGCAGUUCUCGGUGAGCGUGGAGCACGUGGCCGAAAUGCUGCGGACCAUUGACUUCCGGCCCGGAGCAGCCGGGGAGGACGAGGAUGAGGAGGUGGCGUUCGACGGGGACGACGGUAACGCGGGCCCCGAGGAAGAGCGGCCGAGCGCAUCAGAAAGCCUGCACUGACCCGACCCCCGGUGGAGAGCCCGCCCCGGUCCCGCGCCAGCCUGGUGGAG
Messenger RNA from Dipodomys spectabilis (banner-tailed kangaroo rat), 1145 nucleotides. RefSeq names its product tripartite motif containing 54 (gene Trim54). Lineage: Eukaryota; Metazoa; Chordata; Mammalia; Rodentia; Heteromyidae. Gene Ontology annotation, molecular function: zinc ion binding. The transcript has 9 exons. The coding region runs from base 1 to 1095 and encodes 364 amino acids. The record is from RefSeq and is a predicted model, not a curated record.